GCGCCACUUCUUGCUCACACACACAGCCCCAGCGAGCAGCGAAGACGCCGAGGCUGCGAGUGAAUGAACGACCGAACCCUCGCGUUGUGAAACUGAACAAAGCGCGAGUUUAAACCGUACUUUUGUUCCCCUGCUGUCCGUAGGAUUCUCGUAUUCUCCCGCUUUGAGGUUCACUGUGUGCAGCCAUGGCUCGUAAGGAUUACGCCGCAGAGAAAGAGAAAUGCAAAAGGUUUCUGCAGGAGUUUUACACAGAGGAUGACAACGGGAAGAAGGUGUUCAAAUAUGGAGUUCAGCUUGUGGCGCUGGCUCACAGGGAGCAGGUGUCUCUCUUUGUGGACCUGGACGACGUGGCCGAGGAGGACCCCGAGCUCGUCGAGAGCAUCUGUGAAAACGCCAAGCGCUACACAGGCUUGUUUGCCGACGCCGUCCAUGAGCUGCUGCCAGAGUACAAAGAGAGAGAUACUGUGGCCAAAGAUUCCCUGGACGUGUACAUUGAGCACAGGCUGAUGAUGGAACAGAGGGGUCGUGACCCCGCUGACACCCGAGACCCUCGUAACCAGUAUCCACCUGAACUCAUGAGGAGAUUUGAGCUGCACUUCAAGUCUCCCACCACCUCCAAACCUAAGGUGGUGCGCGACAUACGAGCCGACAGCAUCGGGCACCUGGUGAACGUUCGAGGCAUAGUGACCCGUGCGACCGAGGUCAAACCAAUGAUGGCCGUAGCGACCUACACGUGUGACCAGUGUGGUGCCGAGACCUAUCAACCAAUCCAGUCUCCCACCUUCAUGCCUCUCAUCAUGUGUCCCAGUCAAGAGUGUGUCACCAACAAAUCGGGAGGUCGUCUCUACUUGCAGACCAGAGGCUCCAAGUUUGUUAAAUUCCAGGAUCUUCGUAUUCAGGAACACAGUGACCAGGUGCCUGUUGGCAACAUUCCAAGGAGCAUGUCCAUUUAUGCCAGAGGAGAAAACACAAGACUUGCCCAGCCUGGAGACCAUGUUGCCAUCACAGGAGUCUUCCUCCCUCUGCUGCGCACAGGAUUCAGUCAAACUGUGCAGGGUCUUCUGUCAGAAACCUACCUGGAGGCCCACAGCAUCACUCUCAUGAACAAGACGGAGGACGACGAGCUCGGUAACGACGAGCUGACAGAGGAAGAGCUGCGUGGCAUCACCGAUGAAGGAUUUUAUGAGAAACUUGCCGGGUCCAUCGCACCAGAGAUUUAUGGACACGAAGAUGUGAAAAAAGCUCUGCUGCUGCUGCUGGUUGGGGGAGUGGAACAGGCGCCCAAAGGCAUGAAAAUCAGAGGCAACAUCAACGUCUGCUUGAUGGGAGAUCCGGGAGUCGCCAAGUCUCAGCUGCUCUCUUAUAUUGACCGCCUGGCUCCUAGAAGCCAAUACACGACCGGCCGUGGAUCUUCAGGUGUGGGUCUGACUGCGGCAGUGAUGCGUGACCCGCUAACUGGAGAAAUGACCCUGGAGGGCGGAGCCUUGGUGCUGGCUGACCAGGGCGUUUGCUGCAUCGAUGAGUUUGACAAGAUGGCCGACGCCGACCGCACAGCCAUCCACGAGGUGAUGGAGCAGCAGACCAUCUCUAUUGCGAAGGCGGGCAUCAUGACCUCCCUCAACGCCCGAUGCUCCAUUCUGGCCGCCGCCAACCCCGCCUACGGCCGCUACAAUCCCAAGAAGAGCAUCGAGCAGAACAUCCAGCUGCCGGCCGCUCUGCUCUCCCGUUUCGAUCUCCUCUGGCUGAUCCAGGACAAACCGGACGCCGACGCUGACCUGCGUCUGGCCCAGCACAUCACCUACGUGCACCAGCACUGCCGCCAGCCGCCCACCCACUUCACCCCCAUCGACAUGAAGCUGAUGAGACGCUACAUCGCUGUGUGUAAAAAGCGGCAGCCUGUGGUUCCGGAGUUGCUGUCCGAUUACAUCACCGCCGCUUAUGUGGAGAUGAGGAAAGAGGCCCGAGUCAGCAAAGACACCACCUUUACGUCCGCUCGUACCCUCCUCUCCAUCCUGCGACUGUCCACGGCUCUGGCUCGUCUCCGCAUGAUGGACAACGUGGAGAAGGAGGACGUGAACGAGGCAAUGAGACUGAUGGAGAUGUCGAAGGACUCGCUGCAAGCCGACAAAUCCGGCAGCACCAGGACUCAGCGCCCGGCCGACGUCAUCUUCUCGCUGGUGCGCGAGCUCGCCACAGAGGGUGUGUCCGGCCGCGGCGGUGCCGGCGGCGUGGUGCGCAUGGCUGAGGCGGAGCAGCGCUGCGUCACUCGCGGCUUCACCCCCGCACAGUUCCAGGAGGCUCUGGAGGAAUACGAGGAGCUGAACGUGUGGCAGGUCAACCAGGCGCGCACCCGUGUGACCUUUGUCUGAGAGACACGUCGUCAUACACGCAAGGGCAAAAAACUCUGCUGUGGCUUUUUCUACAGACUUCUGUCGCAGUUCUAUAUUUUUUCACACUUGAGCAGAACCUUGGACACUUUUUAAGGCGUGGCUAUUUUUUGCUGUUGGAGAUUGCUAGUGUAAUGAUUUCCUUAAUUUCCUAUUCGCCAGUGAAACACUUGUAAAUAUGUGUCAUCUGCAGUUAAGAGCUUAAAGCUUCAGCUGAUAUUGAGCAUUCCUGUACAUUUUAUAUUAAAAGAUUAAAAUAGGCAAGAGAAAGUAUCAUUGAGCCUUGUAUUGUGACAAUAGUUAUAAUAAAUGAAUGGUUCAUUA
This is a messenger RNA of Solea solea (common sole), 2711 nucleotides long. RefSeq names its product minichromosome maintenance complex component 7 (gene mcm7). The record is from RefSeq and is a predicted model, not a curated record. Gene Ontology annotation, biological process: DNA replication; DNA strand elongation involved in DNA replication; double-strand break repair via break-induced replication. Gene Ontology annotation, cellular component: MCM complex; nucleus. Gene Ontology annotation, molecular function: ATP hydrolysis activity; ATP binding; single-stranded DNA binding. The transcript is spliced from 15 exons. Bases 186 to 2369 code for a protein of 727 amino acids. NCBI's taxonomy places the organism in Eukaryota, Metazoa, Chordata, Actinopteri, Pleuronectiformes, Soleidae.